Molecule: messenger RNA, 4605 nt
Organism: Sporothrix brasiliensis 5110
Lineage: Eukaryota; Fungi; Ascomycota; Sordariomycetes; Ophiostomatales; Ophiostomataceae
Product: jumonji family transcription factor
Exons: 4
Coding region: 1-4605 (1534 amino acids)
Biological process (GO): chromatin remodeling
Cellular component (GO): nucleus
Molecular function (GO): histone H3K9 demethylase activity; histone H3K36 demethylase activity
Source: RefSeq, a predicted model, not a curated record
AUGAUGCCGACUACCACUCCUUCUCACGCCUCCGCCGGUAGUGAAAAUGUCAAGCCCGACCCGCAAGCUCCCGCUCCGGCUUCCGACUCUUCUCUCCAUCCUCCUCCUGCUCCCUCCACCGGUCCUGACGGCGCGACUACCGGCCUUCAUUCGCCGCCCGACAGCAACAAUGCGUCGAAACUCGACGGCAGCAGCUCAGACUCGGAACUCAGUGAUCUUGACGAUGAUGCUCUGGCCGAGAACUUGAAUGGCAUCCAACCCGAGGACGUCGAUGCUACCGUGACCUCCGUCACGACCCCGACAGCUGCUGCGGCUGAUACUGUCUAUGCCGCGUCCGCCGCUGCCUCCGAGACUGUCCCGACUGCCGCGACUGCCCCGGCUGCCCCGGGUCCGGGCUCUUCGACGACACCUGCGUCCGACGAUAAACCCACCGCGACCGACGCGCCUGCCCCCGAGGAAGAGGACGAUAUCGGCGAGGUCGAACCCGACCACUACUCUGGAACCGUCCCCGUGUUUCGGCCGACCAUGCACCAGUUCCGUGAUUUCAAGAAAUUUAUGGGCAAAAUCGAUAAGUAUGGCAUGAAGUCAGGCAUCGUCAAGAUUAUCCCGCCCCAAGAAUGGAAGGAUGCCCUCGAACCGCUCGACGACCUGGUCAAGCCCAUCAAGGUCCGUGAACCGAUCAAGCAGGAUAUCAUGGGGUCCAACGGCACCUACCGUCAGGUCAAUAUCCUCCACCAAAGGACAUACAACCUCCCCCAGUGGCGCCAGCUGUGCGACCAGAGCGAGCACCAGCCACCUGCCCGCCGUGGAGAACGCCGUGCCAACGCCGACAAGCCGAAACCUGCGCCUCGUGCUCGUCCAGCCGCUGCUGCGGCUCCCGCCGGAGCUGGUGCGUCGACAAAGAAGGGAGGCACCAAGAAGGGCCGUGGCGGACGCAGGGGUGGCGGUGGCGGUGGCCGUACGCAGCGCCAUACUGCCGACGACGACAAUGCCUCCACGGUAUCUGAGCCGCGGCCUAUGACGCCUGAGUCGCAGCGUGGUGAUGACGAGAAGAUGGUCUUGGACGACGACAAAACCUGUGUGGAGUCGCCCCAGGAUGCUACCGGCAAGCACCAACACGACGACCGCGAGGAUGCCGACAGCGCUGUUAUGUCCUCUGUUGAAGUAGAGUAUCCGAUUAAGCAGGAAGAAGAUGACGAUAUGACCGACAUCCCCGCGGCCCCACGCCGGAUGGGGUUUGUGCGUCAAGAAGCGACCAAGAAAACCCAGUCGACGUCGGCUCGCCGCAAAUAUAGCAAGCGCGAAGGUUCUGCGAAAAUUGACGAAGCCGCCUUCAAGGACUGGGACUACCGCAUGGACGUGUCUGACUACACCCCCGAGCGCUGCGAGGAACUGGAACGGAGCUACUGGAAGACGCUGACGUAUGCGCCGCCACUGUACGGAGCCGAUCUCCCAGGUACCCUCUUCAGUGAAAAUACCGAACUCUGGAACCUCAACAAGCUGCCCAAUCUGCUGGAUGUUUUGGGUACCAAAGUCCCCGGUGUCAAUACUGCGUACCUCUACCUGGGCAUGUGGAAGGCCACGUUCGCUUGGCACCUGGAAGACGUCGACUUGUACAGCAUCAACUACCUGCACUUUGGCGCCCCCAAGCAGUGGUAUAGCAUCUCUCAAGGCGACGCCCGUCGUUUUGAGGCUGCCAUGAAGAACAUCUGGCCUGCCGAUGCCAAGGCCUGCGACCAAUUCCUGCGUCACAAGGCCUUUUUGAUCUCACCAUCGCACCUCCAGCAGCACUACAACAUACGGGUCAACAAGUGUGUGUCCUACCCGGGCGAGUUUGUCGUCACCUACCCCUACGGGUACCAUUCUGGAUACAACCUUGGAUACAACUGCGCCGAGGCUGUCAAUUUCGCCCUGGAUUCUUGGCUCCCCAUGGGCAAGAUUGCCAAGAAGUGCGAGUGUGCCCAAGCACAGGACAGCGUGUGGGUCGAUGUCUACGAAAUCGAGCGCAAGCUGCGCGGCAUCUCCACUGACGACGAGGAUGACCUUUCCGACGAGGACGAUGAAGAGUACGACUCGGAAGAGGAAGGCGAUGGCGACGAUGCCAAUUCCGUCGCUGGUUUGCCGACCCCACCCUCUGGUGGCCGUGGCCGGCGUGUGAAGUUCCCAGGUUCCCAAAAGCAGAAGCGCAUCGUGCGUCCUUCCGCCAAACGCCGCAGAGCGCUGGGCGAUGCCGACAUUGACGAUGCCGACGACGAUGAGGGCAACCGAAGGCUAAAGAAGAUGCGGACCCGGCUUUGGUCCGGCGACAGUUCCCCUUGCUGCCUGUGCCCCAAUGCCUUCCCUGACUCCGAGCUAUUGCCUACCGACGACGGUCGUGACGCCCAUCGUCUUUGUGCUAGCUAUCUCCCCGAAAUCCGCAUCGAGACGAUUGACGGCAAAGACGUUGUCAAGGGCGUUACGGAUAUCCAGAUGCCUCGCAUGGAGCUGCGCUGUCUGUACUGUCGCCUUCGCAAGGGUGUCUGCCUCAAAUGCUCCCACGCCAAGUGUACGCGGUCGUACCAUCCAACCUGUGCCGCGGCCGCUGGUGUAUUUAUCAACGAAGUUGACGCUUCUACGUCCGGCGACAGCGACACGGAGCAUUCACAUUCGCACCACUCGUAUGAGUUUACUUGCCGGUUUCAGCGCACCAAGCGUAAUCGGAAGUUGGACGCGCUGGCCCUCGAAAAGGUUGAGCACAUUCGCAAUGCAGCUGCCGCUCUUCAACCGGGCUCCAUCUGCCAAAUGCAGCUCUACCGCAGCGACAUUUUUGCCGGCGUUGUUGUCGAAAAUCGACCAGACGAGGAGUCACUGCUUCUUCGUAUUGUUCCAAGCGGUGAGGAAGUCGAGGUGAGCUGGAAAUGGCUUCUGGUGCCUGAUGCGGUCGAUUAUCGUAGACUGCUCCAGUCGGCCACACACCGCGACGCCACGUCACGUAAGGAAUCCGAGCGAAGUGCGUCGCUACCUAUCAUGGGAGACUUGUUUGUCGAAGGGUACAUGUGGAAACAGUUCCAAGAUUGUGAAGGAACGGCGUUUGUGCCCGCCCCCGAGCAAGUGAAGGUCGACCUCGACAAGCCCAACCAGCUGUGGCACUACCUUGGCAAGCCGUCCACCGAAUCCAAGGACCAGUACACUGGUGACCCUGCGAAUCCCGUGAACGACCGCAAAAGUCACUUCCUCGACUCCUUGCCACCAGUUUACAACUCAGUCAUCCCUACUCCCGCCGUACCGCAGGCUCCCUUUGUUUUCACGGUGCCGGCUGCGCCUUCAUCGAUACCGAACACCCACAUUCAACCAGCACCGGGCCAAACUGCUGGCCAGUCUGGCAUUCAACCCUCGCCAGCGUCUAGAACACACCAGCCCGGCCACCGGAACCGUCAUCGCUCCGCCUCGGCGAGCCAGAAAGUGCCGUUUGGACCCUUCUUCUCUAUGCCUAAGCUGGGUGGCGCUAGCAGCAAGUUUCCUCAGAUUCAUCAUCCGAACUUGUCUCAUGGAUAUGCAACUGUUUCCACAGGCAAACCACAGACGGCCGGUGGUGCAAUGUCCCCCCCUUCUGGUAGCACGGCCACCGGAGGCGAGAAGAGUACUGAUUCCAGCAACAGCAGCAGUCGGCGGAACAGUGUCAUUCACGGCCCAAACAGGGUUAGGAAGAGUAGUUCAGGUGCAGCCUCUCUUGCGGCAGCUGCUGCAAAGCUUCACAAGCGCAGUGCCAGUAGCAUGAGUAGUGUCAGCAGCUUUGGCCUUGGUUUGGGUGGGGGGCUGCGAGGAUUGAGCCGCCCGUCACCACAUACGAAUUAUGUCGGCCCGCCGCCAGUGCCCUCGUCGACGGCUUCAUCCCCGCUCUUGUCGGCACACAACCUGAGCUACAACACCCGCCCCGGCUCCGUAUCCUCCUACGCCUCGUAUGAGUCGAUAAUGGGCCCCGGAAUGUCACCUCACUCGCCCAACGGCAUGGAUGCGAGCCCAUUUAUUGGUAGUCCCGGUCCACAGAUAGGCUCUUUCGAUUUCCCCACUCCCUCGGGCUCUACAAACGGCUACCAGCACCCCGGCCUGCGGCCCCAGUUUGGCGCCGCGUGGCAGCAGAGCUUCCACGCGCCUCUGGGCUCGUUUGCACAAGACAUGGAUAUCAACUUCUCGCCGCCAUCGCCCAUGUCUACUUCCCUGGGUCUACCAGCAGGCGGUCUCGGCGCCCCAGCCAACAUUGUCUCUAACCAUCAAUCGUCUUACUCCUUUGGUGGUCCAGGCAACCUCGGCCCCGACUCGAUGCUCCUCGGCGGCAGCGGCGGCGAUUUUGGUGGCUUUGGUACGAUAAGUCCUCCUUUGGUGCCGGAAUCGCCCAUGGCUAUGAUGAGCCCGGCACUGGAGGAUGUCACACCCCCAGAUGCGGGCACCUCCCAGUCACCGGCCGAGCAGCUGAAGCAACAGCUACGGAGCAUCUCGGAUUCGUCCCUACCGUCGUCUUACCGGCUGCGUUGCCUUCACCAACCCCGACGCCGCCACCAAAGCCGCAGUAGCUUGAAUCGUAUCUUUACGAGUCAGCUGUUGGACCUGAGUUCGAACCCGACAUGA